Tachysurus vachellii is the source of this 2359-nucleotide messenger RNA. Its product is annotated as serine protease 23-like. The record is from RefSeq and is a predicted model, not a curated record. The transcript has 2 exons. NCBI's taxonomy places the organism in Eukaryota, Metazoa, Chordata, Actinopteri, Siluriformes, Bagridae. Bases 226 to 1341 code for a protein of 371 amino acids. Gene Ontology annotation, molecular function: serine-type endopeptidase activity. Gene Ontology annotation, biological process: proteolysis.
GUGCAGAACUGAUCUGCAGCCUGUGUCUCGCGCGGCACGUGGAUGGACGCGGUUCCUCUCUCAGCACGCAUCAUGCAGGAAACGUUCAUGUGGACUUUUGACGAGAUGAUAUCUGAGGAAGACCUUUCCUUUCCAUCCCAUGCCUCAUCUCUUUAAUCGGACAUUCGGAGGAUUUCCUUCAUAACACCUGAUCGCUCUCUACCCCUCAGAUACAGUUCUACUAUUAUGGCAUCUGUGCUCCAUCCUGUCCUGUUGCUUCUACUUCCGUUACUUCAUGUUCAGUCAAACUUCCAUCAGAAGCCCCAGUGGCCUUUGCAGCGUGUGCCUGUGGUCCUUCCUCAACAGACCGAGGAGCGACCGCCCCCUCAUUUUAUCGGCCCAGCUCAUCUGGAAGUGACCUCUUCCUGCAGUCCUGAGUGUCACAAGAAAGCCCCAACACCCAGCUACUGGGACUUGCGACGAUUCCUGUCCUACGAGACUCUCCACUCAAAUGGCCAUCUGACUGAGACAGUUGUGGGAAUCUACGGCUUCGACCCAAAUACGCUGAAGAGCGCUGACGCUGAGCAGGGACGGUCCAGAGCCAAGCGCCAGAUCUUUGGUCACGAUGAUCGCUUCAGCAUUGUGGGCCAGGACUACCUGCUGAACUACCCCUUCUCAACUGCUGUGAAGCUGUCCACCGGGUGCUCAGGCACGCUAGUGGGUAACCAGCAUGUUCUCACUGCAGCCCACUGCAUCCACGAUGGAAAAAACUACGUCAAAGGUGCACAGAGGUUGCGUGUCGGUUUUCUGAAGCCACGCCAAAAGGACCCACCAUCUAACAACAGCACUGCCAACAAGAUGAAGUUCCAGUGGAUCAGAGUCAAGCGCACACACGUGCCCAAGGGCUGGAUAAAAAGUAACGCUAAUGACAUUGGCAUGGACUAUGAUUACGCCUUAUUGGAACUCAAGAAGACUCACAAGCGCAAACACAUGAAGCUGGGAGUGAGUCCUUCUGCCCAGCGUCUACCUGGUAAACGAGUGCAGUUCUCCGGCUUUGACAACGAUCGAUCUGGCCAGCUGGUCUACCGCUUCUGUGGAGCUGGAGAUGAAACUUAUGACCUUCUGUAUCAGCAUUGUGAUGCUCAGCCUGGCGCUAGCGGCUCUGGAGUUUAUGCCCGGAUGUGGGACCGCAGACGCCGCCGAUGGGAGAGAAAGGUGAUCGGCAUCUUCUCAGGACACCAGUGGGUGGACCUCAACGGAGCACCACAGGAGUUUAACGUCGCAGUGCGCAUCACUCCUCUUAAGUAUGCCCAGAUCUGUUACUGGAUCAAAGGGAAUUAUGUGGACUGCAGAGAAGGCUGAAUUAAUCUUCCUUAUUACCCUUGCGUUAAGUAAAGUUUUUUUGCAUCCACUAGAUUCAUUCAAAUGGAGUUGAAACACUUAGGAAUACAUAAAAAAAAAAAAAAACACUGGCAUGUAAACACUGAAUUAACUCAACGCACCCAUUCAUACUGUCAAUCUUCAGAAAUUACAAUCAUUUCUACAAACCUGUCUACAGAUAAUUAACCAAAUAAUUUUGUCUUCUCUAGUUGCAUUCAUACUUUCCAAUAGCAGAGCUGAAACUUAGGAUUCAAGUCAACAAACCUGCACUUAUUCUUUUAUAUAGAGCAAAAUAUAACAGGGUUGUGAACAUGAACGGACCUGACGGCACCAAAGACGGUUUUUAACGCCUGUGGACUUCUCCAGUACAAAACACUGUAGGCUGUAAACCUAGAAUGUAAAUCAAUUUCAUCAACGGUGCUUUCUAAAUAGCUAUCCGAGUCAAACGUACAGAAGUAAGUCUUUGACUACUACAUACUGUAUAUGAACUCUGCGUGUGAUGGCAUGUGGUUACUGAUCCAUUAGCGCCACCUGGUGGUCACUGAGGUUACAUUAGGUGACCAUAACAAGCUUCACGUGUCAGUCAAUGGUAGUGGAUGGAAGGUCCUUAAGACUCAUCACAGAAGUUUUUUUUUUAUUAUUAAAUAAGUACUUGGAGACGCAGACAUUACAUCCCUUAAACCUUAUUUACCAGCGUCAGCACCUAAAGCACUUUGAAUUUUUAAAUUACUGAUUUCUUUAGUCAUUAACAGCUUUGUAUGAUAAUUCACUCUGUACUAUACAAAUGUUUAUUAAAUGCUUUUUGAACAGAAUACGUCAUAAAAAACGUGUAACCGUGGACGCAGACAUUUUAUACGAUACGAUUUUAUACGACGUGAAUCGGGGCUUCUUUUGCUCAGAUGCUCAAAAAUAUAUAUGAAGCAUUUUUGUGUUACAGCUCCUGUCUGGCUUCUGAUGGAUGAAGAGAUAGUUAGAUAGAUAAAUAUAUUUAUACACACAA